AUGGAGGUGGCUCUUAAAAGAGCCUUUGGGGGAUUUUCGAGUUCAGGUCAUCCUCAUUUAUGCGCGCUCUCCACGAAUACGGCGGGCCAGCUGGAUGUCCUUGGGCAUGAUGGUCACCCGCUUGGCGUGGAUGGCGCACAGGUUGGUGUCCUCGAACAGGCCGACCAGGUAAGCCUCGCUAGCCUCCUGCAGGGCCAUCACGGCGGAGCUCUGGAAGCGCAGGUCGGUCUUGAAGUCCUGGGCGAUUUCUCUCACCAGGCGCUGGAAGGGCAGCUUGCGGAUGAGUAGCUCAGUGGACUUCUGGUAACGACGGAUCUCUCUCAGAGCCACGGUGCCGGGCCUGUAACGGUGAGGCUUCUUCACACCGCCGGUGGCCGGGGCACUCUUGCGAGCAGCCUUAGUGGCGAGCUGCUUCCUGGGGGCUUUGCCACCGGUGGAUUUGCGAGCGGUUUGCUUGGUUCUGGCCAUGGCGCGUCUCUGCAUUUCGAGGCUAUACUCCCGACUGUCAGUGUGCUUUUGCCAGCGCGCAGUGUGUAGUUGUGUGCAGGCAGUGUACUAUUGGCCUCGUUUGCGAUAACAGGCUAGCAUUAAAAUAUAACACAAGAUUUCACUCUUGACUUUGACGACUAUUAUUGCGCGCAAAGGGCCAGCAGUGUGCUAUUGUACGCACGCGCUUAGUGGACUAUUGUUUUUGGCGCGCAGUGUAUUGUGUUGGGCGCGCGGUCCUAAAAAAAAAAGAAGAAAAGCAUCCCUUCCAGUAACCGACAGAGGAGUCCUCCGCAACGGGCCAAUCGGGGUGGUGGGGAGAUGGUGUCCAAUCAGCAGAUGCCACUGCCGGCUUUAUACAUUUCACAUGGGCAUUUCAAGGCUAUACUCCGACUGUCAAAGAAGGAAGCAAGCGCCAUGGCCAGAACCAAGCAAACCGCUCGCAAAUCCACCCGUGGCAAAGCCUACAGGAAGCAGCUAGCCGCCAAGUCUGCGCGCAGGAGCGCCUCCCCGUUACGAGCUCUGCCAGCGCCUGGGGAGAAAAAUCGCCCAGUUCUUCAAGAUCGACCUGCGCUUCUAGAGCUCCGCCGUGAUAGCCCUGCAGGAGGCUAGCGAGGCUUACCUGGUCGGUCUGUUCGAGGACACCAAACUGUGUGCCAUCCACGCAAAGAGGGUGUCCAUCGUGCCCUAG
Messenger RNA from Coregonus sp. 'balchen', 1177 nucleotides. The record is from the annotation of a GenBank genome assembly. Lineage: Eukaryota; Metazoa; Chordata; Actinopteri; Salmoniformes; Salmonidae.